UGGAUUUUUUCGAUUGGAUGUGCCUACUAAAGCUAUAGAUUAACGUCUUGGUCCUUUGACAAUCAAGGCGUCGUCAUAAACGUUUAAAAGUAGGGAAAAAAAUGAGAUAAUUUGUUUUGUGAAUCUGUCCGCAGAAUUGCACCUUUUUUAUACGUUUAAACGAGGCCAAUCUCAAUUUGUAGUGUGCUCCUUUGUAUCCAUGUAUAAAUAACAUCGGUUAUCUCCGGAGGAACUCGUUGUUACCGUACUGGCACAGUGUUUCACACCGGGGUUUUAGAAUAUUAAUCUCAGUGUGCUCCUAAUCCCCCAAAAUAGGAGUAAUCCCUUAUGCGCAGUGAAUCGGACCGCACGUACUGUCGCACAGACGACAGACGACACCCCCCCCGUUUUGGUGAAACACGUUUUUUCCUGAAUGAAAAUACCGCAGCCGUGGCAAUGUCGCUUUAAAAUGUGAUGUCAGUUGUCGUUUAAAAAAUGUGCGUGAUGAUACAGUAACCUUAUACUGAAUGGAGAUGCUGUGCUCUCUCCCCCCGCCCCAACUCGCUCUAACCCGGCUUUCUGAAACCCGCCGAGGCGCAUGCGUGCUGCUGACUCGCAGCAAUUCGCUGGUAGGGGCACAUCGCAUCUGCGCUUGCAGCCCUCAUCUGAAAGGAGGGGGAACGAAACCCAGGGAGAAAAUCAGCUAUAAUACACUGAAAUCACCCCCCCCCCUCCCUCCUCCUCCUCUUCUACCCCCCCAACACUACCACCUCCGGUGCAGACCCACACAAAUCAGCCAGGAACGGGAGCAGCGCAGAUUGGAAAGCUGUGUGGUGCUUUAGCGGCCAGAGGGCCAGUUGGGGAAGAAAUGUCUCUCCUCUUCGGCAUCCUACUCGGGAACUGUCAGAAGAAAGUAACAGGAUGUACAGCCGGGAGAAUUAAUGUUUCUGGGGGAAUAACGGAGCGAAAGGGGGCCAAAGACGGAGCACUGCAGCUUUAAAAAGAGGUUACUGGGUUUUACUUGUAUUUCCCGGGACACUAUUUGACAGACGAGGGCUUCGGCUUAUGUGCAGCUGACCAGGGAAAGUGACAGUGGACCGAAGUGGAAUUAAGGGGAACAGUCUGUUCAUAAGCGGACUCAAAAUGCCCCGAAAGUUCAAGCCAGGACGUCGAAUCGGAGAGGAAACACAAGUUUUGCGUUAAAACCAGUCAUAUGUAUGUAUGCAUCUGCGAGCCAUCGCAUGAAACAAGUACGGAAAGGCGUUAUCCGGAAAGUGAGCGCAGAGGCGGCCGUGACAUCGGGGCUGUAGUUAGCAAGUGGCGGCGCAUGUCGGAAUGGGGGAAGAGAAACUUACCGGUACAACUCCGACCGGGUUGUUUCGUCGAAGUGGCGGCGGUCGCACGUCGCUGAGGUUUCUGUCGUCCCCGGCUCUUCAAAAAUAGACGCGAGGGUGUCAGGUAAUAUUUCACGCCCCGGGGCUCGGUAACCGGCCGGCAUAGCAAUCUGCGCAGGAGCUUUCGUACAGUACGCAAGACCCCGACUAGCCUUAUACCGCUGGGCUCGGGUUGAGGAGUGAAGUCGUAUGUUGGAAAGAUUCAGGCCGCUCUCGUUCAAGUCUCCGCUUCACGCCAGACCGAGCCGGGACUGUGGGGAGUCGCUGUUUGCACACCGUCAUUGGGGGUACCGUUAGUACCCAGUUUGCCUCGGAAGUGUCUGUUUAUGCCAGUGCUGCGCUGGUAGGCUUCCCUUCUGCUGUGGUCGACCCGCUCCAGCGGUAAAGAGCUGGAGGAGCUUGAAUCGCCGUUGAACUUGGGUUGUGCGGAAAGAUAUUCCCGGGAGAAGACAACCAGAAUCGGAGCGGUUUACUCCCGACACUUUUCGUCAAGAUACUUUAUCACAAAGAGUUACCUUAACACCCAUCCCCCGGCUGAAAUGACACCGGACGCGGUCAUCUGAGCGGCGUCACGGCGGCUGUCGCUCGGACUGUGCCCAGAGCCCGAGACUGCCAGAGCUGAGCCCGAGUGGGACGGGCGUCGUACUGGACGGUAAGGGUCACGCAAGUGUCUCCUUCAUGCCGGCUGCCGCAAUUCCCCGAAGGCGGAAACGCAUUCAGAUUUCUUGAAAAAGUGACUUUGUCUUCUUUUUUUUCAAACGGAUCUCCCCGCCGAACAAUCGCACAAGAGCAAGAGUGCAAUACGAAUAAAUCCGAGCUGCGUGUAGACCUGAAUUCUACAUUUUACCGGGGUACAGUCGUGUAGUUCGAGAACUUCGCAGUUGGCAAAGUGGGAUCUGAUCAUUUGUUUAAAUGCCAGAGCCCUGCGAACUGUUAUUGAAGGCUCUUUCGGUGGAAGUUUGGCGUUUAAAUAAUGAGAUGUUUUAAAAUGCGAUAGCACAAUCAAUACGGCAGCUUAGUUUUUUUUUUUUCCCCCACAGCGUGGGACGCUUAUAGCUAUAUUUCGUAUCGAUUUUGUGACUGGUUUCCAGGAUCUGGUUUUUCAGAUUAAUUUGUGUUUAUGCAGAGUGAUCUGCUUGAAGUUUCCAGUCAGGCACGCCCGAGCGUGUGUGUGUGUUUAUUUUUCUUCAUUCUCUCUGCGAGCAAGGCGGCAGCUAUCCAAGUCCCACAGCCGGGGCGCGGUGCCGGACCUGGGACCCGGAGCUCAUCGGAGGGGUUUCUCGCCGGAAUCGGACGGUUCUGAAAUUGUGGAGUGUUUUUUCAUUCCCCCCCCUCGAUGCUUUCCGACCUGGGCGAAUGAAGGUCAUUUCCGAAAACCGUGUUAAAAAAAAAAAGGAAUCGCGAUUGGAGAAGGUUUGUCAGCAACUUGCGCGAUCUAGUCGCGCUGGGAAUGUGAUUGCAAGCCAGCGGACACCCUUCUGCAACACGGACUUAGAUUUUUAAGCAGAAGGCAGGGCCAAGGUAAACUCGGUUACGGACAGUUGGAUUGUUUUGAGUCACUCGGGGAUAUUAUUCCUCAGUCUCUCCCGGAGAUAUACAAGUGUUGCUCCGGCUGAUUUGUGGCUCAGCUGUCAGCAAAGCUCUCCCGCUCCGAAAAGAUCAAGCUGUCCAGCAGGAUUGAUCACACCUGCUCGUCAGUCUGCUUUGAGUGCCUUAUAUCAAGCCCUCCUCGGGUCGGAGCGCAGCGAGAGAGGGAGGAUUUGAGUUGUCCUGCCCCCGAGCCGCCGGCCUUUCCAACGCUCAAGUUUCGCUGCUGGAGAGGAGAGCCUGCAGUUUUUUGGGGGAGAUUGGUUCUGAUGGGUGUUGCUGUCAAGUUGCUUGAUGUCGCACAAAAGGAGAGAGCGUUGAUAUCACAGAUCUAGUAAGACGUUUCCCGUGUCUGGAAUUCCACGAAAGAGAUAGGUACUUGGCCGACCCAUGUGUCCUGUUGGAUUAAUUGUAGAGCUUUUUUUUCAGAGUACCGCUGCGCAAGAGGGCAGUUUUUCUCUGUGUUCGACAGCAGGGAAGAAGACAACUUCUUCAAUUUUUUUUUUAAAUCUCAUACAUGCAAAUAAAUCUUCCUGCCGUUUCCUGUUUGUAACCAGUAUUCAUUUUGGUUUUCUCCUUACUGGAACCAACGUGAAAACACUUGGUUAUUGUGUGUUUUCAAUAGCUAUUGGAACAGCAUUUCUCUAAAGCAAUCGAGCACAAUUUGACGAGGCUGCUGCCGAAAGCAACGUCAAACUCUGUGGAACAAGAGGGUUCGCCUUGUCCUGUGCUGCUGAAGUGUUUGUUUGUUUUUUUUCCUGUGGCUUGAAUUUAUACACUGGUCGUCCAAAACGGACCCGAGAUAUUACAAGAUGAUCUUCACUGCCAUACCCGUUGCUGGAUCUGUCCCUCGGGAUCUGGAGAGCUGAAGAAAGCCUGGAUGUGGGACAGGUGAAGGAGCAGGUCUUGCCCAGCCCCCCCAGCCCGAUGAAGGAGUCCUGAACCCCCCUGUCCCGUCAGACCAGGAAGUUUUGGUUCCCCUGAACUCUUUUUUGCGCCUUUCUUAGUGUGAAGGAGGUCUGCCUGCCCCAGACCCAUCUCUCCCCCCACAGCUUCCCAGGGGGGGGAGGGAGGGGGGAGGGCUGCCAUGGGGAGCUCCGCCUCUUCCCUCACGGCGGAGACGGAGUCGGACCAUGGAUUCCGGAGCGCCCCCUACCCUCCGGCGCCCCCUGUGGGCUGGCUGCGGAACAGCCACAGCAGCCCGCUGUGGGGUAGCUCCUUCAUAUCCAGGCAACAGCAGCAGCAGCCGGUGCCACACAGAGAGCGCAGCCACUCGCACUCCCCUGGCUCCAUGGCGGCCGCGGUGCGGGGCGGCGAGUGGUCCUGCGGGCGCUGCACCUUCCUGAACGCGGGCGGCGCCCCCCGCUGCUCCAUCUGCGAGGCCCCCCGCCAGAAGCCCGACCUCAACCAGAUCCUGCGGCUCAGCACCGAAGAGCAGCGCUGGUCCUGCCCCCGCUGCACCCUCAACAACCCGCAGGGCUCGGGCGCCUGCUCGGUCUGCGGGUUCGGGCCCUCCGCCGGCUCCCCCGCCGCCGCCCACGCGCAGCCCCAGCCGCAGGAGCCUUUGCCCAGCAAGCGCCUGAGCAUCCUCGAGGAGGAAGACGCCGGCGCGCCCUCGGGCAAGUGUCCCGGCUGCUCCCAGGCGGUUCCAGCCGGCGCCGGCAAGUGUGAGGGGUGCCGCUCGUCCCGGGGGGAUCUCAUUGACCUGAAGGGGGAGUCCGUGCGCUUCACCCCGGCCAGCCCCUCCAGCCCCGACUUCAGCACCUGGUCCUGCUCCAAGUGCACCCUGCGGAAUCCCACCGGCGCCACCAAAUGCAGUGCCUGCGGCUCUUCCAAGCUGCACGGCUUCCAGGACCCGAACCCUCGCUGCCCCCAGUGCGGCGCCGCCUCCAGCCCCUGCUCCUGCGCCGGGGCGUCCGGAGGAGGGAAAGCCCGCAAGCCCCCCAGACUCUUCAGCUCCCCCUCCUCGUCGUCCCUGGGCACGUCCCAGGAGAAGUCGGGCCAGUGGGCCUGUCCGGCUUGCACCCUGCUGAACGACCUCAAGGCCAAGCACUGCGCCGCCUGCCACACGCCCCAGCAGUACUUCACCCUCCGCAAGGGCGCCAAGCCCCUCAAGAGGCGGGAGAGCAUGCACGUGGAGGCCCGGCGCAAGAACGACGAGGGGGAGGCCAAGGAACUCUGGGAAAACAUUGUCAGCUUCUGCCAAGAGAAUGCCGUGAACUUUGUGGACGACAGCUUCCCCCCCGGCCCUCGCUCCGUGGGCUUCCCGGAGGGCGACAGCGUGCAGCAGCGCGUCAAGAAGUGGCUCCGCCCCCACGAGAUCAACUGCAACAACUUCAAGGACCGCGGCGUGAAGUGGUCCGUCUUCCGCACGCCCCGCCCCUCCGACAUCCUGCAGGGGCUGCUGGGAAACUGCUGGUGCUCUGCGUUGUUGCGUCUCUCGCAGGCCCAGCGGAAGCAGCUGUGGGUGGCCUUGAUCGAGAAGGCCCUGGCGAAGCUGCACGGCUCCUACUUCGCCCUGCAGGCCGGCCGCGCUAUCGAGGGCCUCGCCACGCUGACCGGGGCGCCCUGCGACAGCCUCAUGCUGCAGGUCAGCUCCACCAACCCCCGCGAGGAGCCCAUCGACACCGACCUCAUCUGGGCCAAGAUGCUCAGCUCCAAGGAGGCAGGGUUCCUGAUGGGCGCUUCCUGUGGAGGGGGCAACAUGAAGGUGGACGACACCGUGUACGAGAGCCUGGGUCUGCGGCCACGGCACGCCUACUCCAUCCUGGACGUGCGGGACGUGCAGGGGUACAGGCUGCUCCGGCUGCGCAACCCCUGGGGCAGGUUCUCCUGGAACGGGAGCUGGUCUGACGAGUGGCCUGACUGGCCCCAGCACCUGCGGCACGAGCUGAUGGCCCACGGCAGCAGCGAGGGCGUCUUCUGGAUGGAGUACGGAGAUUUCAUCAAGUACUUCGACUCGGUGGACAUCUGCAAGAUCCACUCGGACUGGCAGGAGGUGCGACUGCAGGGCUGCUUCCCGAGCCGGGCCUGCGGGCCGGUGACGGUGACGGCGCUGACGGUGCUGGAGCGGACCGCCCUGGAGUUCGCCCUCUUCCAGGAGGGCAGCAGGCGCUCCGACACGGCCGACAGUCACCUCCUGGACCUGUGCAUCAUGGUGUUCCGGGCUUCGUUCGGCACCGGGAACAAGCUGACCCUGGGCCGGCUGCUGUCGCACAGCAAGCGCGCCGUGAAGAAGUUCGUGGGCUGCGACGUGAUGCUGGAGCCCGGAGAGUACGCCGUGGUCUGCUGCGCCUUCAACCACUGGCAGACCAGCCCGACCGGCGCCCCGCUCACUCCUGUGUCCAGCCCCACCAGCAGUGUCCGCCCCAGCCAGGACUUCCCAGGGCACAUCCUGGCCAUCUACAGCUCCCGGCAGGUCAUGGUGGAGCAGGUCGACGCCAUGGCAACGACCCUAGCUGACGCCAUCAUCCACCUGACUGAAAACAAGGGGGAGAGGCAUGAGGGCCGGGAGGGUAUGACAUGCUACUACCUGACACACGGCUGGGCAGGGCUGAUUGUUGUGGUAGAGAAUCGGCAUCCCAAGUACUACCUCCACGUGUCCUGCGACUGCACUGACAGCUUCAACGUGGUGUCGACGCGGGGCAGCCUGAAAACUAUCGACAGCGUCCCACCACUGCACAGGCAGGUGCUGGUGGUCCUGUCCCAGCUGGAGGGCAACGCCGGCUUCUCCAUCACGCACAGGCUGGCCCACCGCAAGGCCGCGCAGGCCUCGCUGGGAGACUGGACGCCCGCCAAGGCCACGCACAGCCCCCCGCUGACCCCCGACACCGACGGGCUGCACCGCCCGCGGCCGCUAUGACGACGGCUUCCCGCACGGGGCGGGGGGGGCGCAUCCUGUAGAAUCUCACCUUUUCUAGGAAAGAACCCUUUUAUACUCCGCGGGACGAAUCCGAAGAGCAGCACUUUUUGUCGGCUUUUUGUUUUUAACAGAGAGACUGGUCCUGCCAAAUAUUUUUGUGGGGGCGCUUUGCACUUUUUUUUACGUGCCGUGUCAGAGCAGCUGAGGCAGGGGGGGGGGGGGGGGGGGGGCGUGCGAGAUGACGCCGAAGCUUCCGGGGAGCAGAGAAGACGCACAGACCAGGGGUGAUCACCCCCCCCCGCCACCGUCCCCUCACCCAGACUGCGCUCACCUGCGACAGAUCAGACAGGCAAGGUGGCUUAUCUGGCGAUUCCAGGGCGGAGCGUUGCAAAACGGUUGAUGUCGGCUCCAUUCCAGCUUCUCCCAGUGGCUUGACGGGAUCGGGAGAUCGGAGGAUCAGCGGAUCAGCGGAUCGGCGGAUCAAGGGAUCAUGCCAACCACCGAGCCCGCAUUUGCAUUGUCGUGCUGCCCCUUUGACAGAACUGUCACUGCCGCCCCACUCACAAGAUGAGCUCUCUGGAGCCACCAUCUAUGGAUCAGUAGCCUGCCUGGGGAAUGAGAAGACAUGAGAAAGACCGAGUGGAUGGGGCCACCCCUUUGAGAGAAUCUUAGUGCCGCUACGGAGUUUUUACUGCGCUGCACAGCUGCGGUGGAAUAUAAGCAAGUCCAGCAGUGCAGCUUUCUGUUCUCAUGGUGUUCUGAACCCGUUUGGCACAAUUAGAGCCAGAUGGAUUCAUGGGUACAACGUGUUUUUAUUGUUUUCACUGUCGAAUUCUCAACAUAACACACUCUUGCCAAAGAGUGCUUCCUCAGGUUCACAAAACAUGCCUGCAUUGUUCCUUCACCCACAGAUCUCUUAACUCGGUGUGCCUGGGGCUCCCAGUGCGCGCCGAAUAUCACUGACCGUAUAUAGUCUUUUAAAUGCAUAGAAAUGCUGGGAGGGCUGCUGUCACUGAGAUCUUAAAGAUUGUACGUGAAGGACGAUAGAGUGGCCAGUGCUUGCAUUUCGCAGACUUAAUAGCCAAACGCUAAUUGGUCAUCCAAAGGAAAGAAAAAUCCAGAUUCUUUCCACUCUUUCUUCAGUCUUGAUCAGUAACCUGUGGAUCUGUUUUCUUUGUUGCACACUUGUGCUUUUUUCCCCACUAUGUAGAAUGAGAAACAUACUUUGUACGAAAGAUACAGUAGUAGUCUUGAUGAGAUCCUCUACUAGCGAAAGCAUGCCGUUUUCGUUUUUCACUGCCUUUUUGCUCUCUGUUUUUUAUUUUUGCUGCGAUUUGAUUUUGGGCUAUUUCCAGCUAAACCCCUCCUCUUUGAUCCCCAGCCGUCUUUUUUCCUAGAGGCUGUGACUGACUCAAAGGUUGCGAAUGUCUUGCUGGGGUUAGAAGUGUUAAGAGGCUGGGGGAAGGUGGUCAGCGAGGUGGAAUCCUGCAAGAUCACCUGAAGUGCCACAGGCUGGCCUCCUGCGCAGUCGGAGUCACUUCCAAAUCCGCACUUGUUUCGAAAGGGUCUCAGUGCACCGUGGAAAUAACAGGGGAGACCAGCUGUCUAAAUUAUACAGUUAAAACUUGUCGAAGAAGACCGUCCGUUACUUUUGGCUGACAGGUUUGAGAUAACUGACAGGCGGCUAUGACAACUGUUUAAUCAAAUAAAAUGUUCUGUAUGCUCAAAGAAAUGAGGAGCAUGAAAAGUAACACAGAGUGUGCCUGAACCGAGCACAGUGCACUAAGCUUUGUAGUAGAGGGAUCAGAAUGUUGUCUGCCGGUGUGUUAGAUACCGUACAGUAUAAACUCUGCCUCUCGAAUGGCCUAGCCUUCCUCUGGCUCUGUGAAGCGGUUUGUGUUCUGUUGUGGGUGUUCGACAGCACUUGGUACUCAGAGGAGGGUCAUCUUUAAAAGCCUGUCUUAGGGAUCCACACCAUCGCCCAGUCCAGCUGCUGGGAGCAGAAUUGGUAGAGACAGACAGUAGAAAGCUAGGAGGAGAGGAAGAGAGCUUUGUCAGCUACACAUAGAAACGCAGGGCUCCUUUCCGUCCUGACAUCUUAAUGCUCCAUCUCCAUGUCAUUCCCCCUUCCUCUCAUAUUAACUUCGAACAGUGACGGAGCCUCGUUUCGGGGACCGGUUUGUUAAUAUUUGAUGACUUCAGCGCAGAAAAGCAAAGUGCUCUUUAGGAGUGCCGCCUCAAAGAAAGUCAUUUAUCUCCAAGGGAUUCGGAUUAAAGCCACAAUGGUAUGAAAUGGGUUUUAAAUUGCUUUAAAAAAAUUGAUUUUUUUUCUCCCUCCCGUUAACGUUAUGGUUUGUCAUUUUUCUGUCAUUUUAACUUGGCACGUUGUCAAACUGAACGACCUGUUAGCUGUUCUUAAACCCGAGAUGAGCUGUAGGAAAUCGAGAUCCAAGUCUGUGGUUGGCAUUGAGCCCCGUCUCAAGCACAUGACCGUUUAAGCAGCAGUAAAGUGAAAGGUUCGAGCUGGUUCGUUUUGGGGGGGCUUUUUAAAGCAAAACGGUUUGAUAAAACCGGUGUGCAGGAUUCCGAAUGUUCAGAUGAACACCUCUUAAUUAAUAAAUGGAUCUAAUUAUUCACUUAAUUGAAUCAGGACUUAGGGAGGUAGGGAUGUAAAGAUCCCUCUCUGAAACCCGCUGAAUGUUGGCCCUUCAUCACCUCAGAUCAAGAGCACCUCCAUCCAGAAACUGGGCUUUGAAAGAGAGCUCCUGCACUGACUGUGAAGCGGUCCCUUAUCUGAGCUGACUCAGUCAGUCGCCGGUCUCGUGUUUUUAAUACAGGCCCUGUCAAUCUCGGCUCAGGGAGCUGUUGUCUCUGGGAUCAGAGGCGCUGUUUUCUCAGCUGUUUAGGAAAUGGUGUUUUCCUGAAUCAUUAUUGGGUCAACAUCCAGACAUACCCCAGCGCAGGAAGCCCCCUGGAAAUAAUAUCACAAGCCCUGCUGGGCUGUUUUAGAAUUUAAUAUGAAGACACCAGUAAAGUCAGUAAAGCCUUGCGCCCCUUAUCCUUUUAUUGGUCAACCAAACCGAAAGACAUUCUCUCAGUCUGACAUCUUAAAUGAAGGUUAAAUAGAUUAUUUUGGAAAUCGAUCUCUUUUCUUUGUAGAAAGCUCUCCAGAGGACACAGCUUAUGGAGUCGUCUUUCACUCGGAGGCAGGUUCUGUUCCUAAAAAUAUCCGGACUGGGAAGCUGCAGCUUCCAGGGCAGAACCUUGGGUUAAAAUGUGGACUCAGGGCAGCCACAGAAAAGAAGAAGGAUCUUCCUUACCCAUUCCACCCCACCCCACCCCCACAGCAAAACACGAGCAAGAGUGUCGUUAGAGUCCUGGCAGAACACAACCGCGUCUGUUGAACGUUGGCUUGGGCUAGUGAUCUAGAGAAUGAAGAUUAAAAUGGAAUAAAGAAAGAGUUUCUUGUCAAGGAAACUAAACCUAUUAAUAAGUAAACAUCGCCAGGACAGAUCAAAAGUAUCCCCUGACUGGGAGGGUGUCAUUAUCUGGCCUGAAGCAGUACUGAUAAUGUGACUGGAACUCCAAAGCACACUUCAGACGUUUUAAAUAAAAAAGAUGUUUUCUUUUAUCAGCUGACAGUGCUAAGACUCUGUCUUGCUCAUUGGCUGGGUGUGUGUUACCAACUAAACAGAAAAUCUGACUGCUCAAAUUGAAAAGCUGGCAUUAUUUAUAGGAAGGCCCUGAGAGACUUCUGCUCCUGGCUUUUUUGUUCUCGGAAACAUAACCAUCACCUCAUUUUCUUUUUUGCCGAUAAAAAUGUUACACUGUCCCUGUAGCAUACAUGUCUUUGGGCUCACCAGCUGUCCAUUUUCAUUCAUGAAUAUUUAUAUCAGAGAAAAGCACAAGAAAACUACUGUUUCCUGUCUUCAUCAAGCUAACAUGCUAAACGUGUGUAUUUGUUCUUUUUUCUGAUGUGUAAGGUUGGACGUCUACCCACUGGGGAGUUAAAAGAUUAAAUGCAAGGGGAGACAUUUUUUAAAAGCUGAAGAAACUGGUUGUUUCAGAACUCUGCAUAAAGCAGCUGGGUGAAAUUUGUCCACCAACAAGCCCUUUAAAAACAUCUCCAGUGAAUAGAAGCCUGUUACAAACUACCCUUUAAGUAAGACGUACACCCCUGAUUUCUGUGGAGAAUGUCCAGUGACUGUGUCUUCUCAAGCUGCAGGUUCCGAAGCAUGGUUUUCCUCCUUUUUUGUAAGUUGUACAGGCACACUUAAUCUUUGCCAAGCUGUGAAUAGUUUUAUCUUGUAAAAUAUAUAAUAUAACAAAAUCAAAAUAAAAUGAAACACUAUCAGGCAGGAAUGUGAUAUAUGGACUAUUUUAUCAAUUUUAGGAAAGAAACAGAUCUCUAUGUAUGUAUGGGUAGUUUGCAAACUCAGGUUCUAAAGGACCAAAUAAAGUUUUGUUUUUUAAUUAA
This is a messenger RNA of Lepisosteus oculatus (spotted gar), 11299 nucleotides long. The record is from RefSeq and is a predicted model, not a curated record. NCBI's taxonomy places the organism in Eukaryota, Metazoa, Chordata, Actinopteri, Semionotiformes, Lepisosteidae.